AUGCAAAUUUUCGUCAAAACACUCACAGGAAAAACAAUUACACUCGAAGUCGAACCUUCGGAUACAAUUGAAAAUGUUAAAGCAAAAAUUCAAGACAAGGAAGGUAUUCCACCAGAUCAACAACGAUUGAUUUUUGCUGGUAAACAAUUAGAAGAUGGUCGUACAUUAUCCGACUACAAUAUUCAAAAAGAAUCAACACUUCAUUUGGUACUUCGUCUUCGUGGUGGUAUGCAAAUCUUUGUCAAAACUCUUACAGGAAAAACAAUCACACUCGAAGUUGAACCAAGUGACACAAUUGAAAAUGUCAAGGCCAAAAUUCAAGACAAGGAAGGUAUUCCACCAGAUCAACAACGUUUAAUUUUUGCUGGUAAACAAUUAGAAGAUGGUCGUACAUUAUCCGAUUACAACAUUCAAAAAGAAUCAACACUUCAUUUAGUACUUCGUCUUCGUGGUGGUAUGCAAAUCUUUGUUAAAACACUUACAGGCAAAACAAUUACACUUGAAGUUGAACCUUCGGAUACAAUCGAAAAUGUCAAGGCUAAAAUUCAAGACAAAGAAGGUAUUCCACCUGAUCAACAACGUUUAAUUUUUGCCGGUAAACAAUUAGAAGAUGGCCGAACAUUAUCUGAUUAUAACAUUCAAAAGGAAUCAACACUUCAUCUUGUCCUUCGUCUUCGUGGUGGUAUGCAAAUUUUUGUUAAAACUCUUACAGGAAAAACAAUUACACUCGAAGUUGAACCGUCGGAUACAAUUGAAAAUGUUAAAGCUAAAAUUCAAGAUAAAGAAGGUAUUCCACCAGAUCAACAACGUUUAAUCUUUGCUGGUAAACAACUCGAAGAUGGUCGUACAUUAUCCGAUUACAAUAUUCAAAAAGAAUCAACACUUCAUCUUGUCCUUCGUCUUCGUGGUGGUAUGCAAAUCUUCGUCAAGACUCUUACUGGCAAAACAAUUACUCUUGAAGUCGAACCAUCGGAUACAAUUGAAAACGUCAAGGCUAAAAUUCAAGACAAGGAAGGCAUUCCACCAGAUCAACAACGAUUGAUUUUUGCUGGUAAACAAUUAGAAGAUGGUCGUACAUUAUCUGACUACAAUAUUCAAAAAGAAUCAACACUUCAUUUGGUUCUUCGUCUUCGUGGUGGUAUGCAAAUCUUUGUCAAGACUCUUACAGGCAAAACAAUUACUCUUGAAGUUGAACCAUCGGAUACAAUUGAAAAUGUCAAGGCUAAAAUCCAAGACAAAGAAGGUAUUCCACCUGAUCAACAACGUUUAAUUUUUGCUGGUAAACAACUUGAAGAUGGUCGUACAUUAUCGGAUUAUAAUAUUCAAAAGGAAUCAACACUUCACUUAGUUCUUCGUCUUCGUGGUGGUCAAUAA
Molecule: messenger RNA, 1374 nt
Organism: Rotaria sp. Silwood2
Lineage: Eukaryota; Metazoa; Rotifera; Eurotatoria; Philodinida; Philodinidae
Source: the annotation of a GenBank genome assembly